GAUCCUCCAGUUGCAGCAGCAGUGAGAUCUACUUUUCUAGACUGCACGGAAGCCCACAAUGACUUCUGCUUCCAUGGGACUUGCAGGUUUCUAGUGCAGGAGGCAGAACCAUCCUGUGUAUGUCUUCCAGGCUACGUGGGUAUACGUUGUGAGCAUGCCGACCUCCUAGCGGUAGUGGCAGCAAAUCAGAAGAAACAGACCAUCACUGCACUAGUGGUGGUGUCAGUGGUAGCCACAGCUCUGCUGAUUGUUGCCUGUAUAUUAAUGCACUGUUGUAGCUGGAGGAAACAGUGUGAGUGGUGUCGAUCAGUUUUAUGCCGACACGAGAAACCAGACGGUGUCUUCAAAGGAGGAGCAUCCUGCUGCAAGUCAGAAACA
Messenger RNA from Staurois parvus, 378 nucleotides. Lineage: Eukaryota; Metazoa; Chordata; Amphibia; Anura; Ranidae. The record is from the annotation of a GenBank genome assembly.